Molecule: messenger RNA, 1862 nt
Organism: Camellia sinensis
Lineage: Eukaryota; Viridiplantae; Streptophyta; Magnoliopsida; Ericales; Theaceae
Product: protein DETOXIFICATION 49
Biological process (GO): xenobiotic detoxification by transmembrane export across the plasma membrane
Cellular component (GO): membrane
Molecular function (GO): xenobiotic transmembrane transporter activity; antiporter activity
Source: RefSeq, a predicted model, not a curated record
CCGAUUGAAGCCCCCCACAACCCCCUCACUUCUAAAACCCAAAGCACCUCUCUCUCUCUCUCUAAAAACCCUCUCUCUCUCUCUCUCCUCUCUCUCUCAAAACCCAUAACUUUGACAUGUAUACUCCAUUGGUGACCGAAAAUUCACCAUCCAAACUACAAGAAAAUCCAGAGGUUCUCCACAAAACCCAUCUCUCUCAAGCCCUCACAGAAUCAAAAUGCAUAGCCAACAUAGCUCUACCGAUGGUACUAACAGGCCUUUUACUAUACUCUCGCUCCAUGAUCUCCAUGCUCUUCCUCGGCCGCCUCGGCGACGACCUCUCCUUAGCCGGUGGCUCUCUCGCUAUCGGCUUCGCUAACAUCACCGGUUACUCCAUCCUCUCCGGCCUUGCCAUGGGCAUGGAACCCAUUUGCGGCCAAGCCUUCGGUGCUCAAAGACACAAACUCCUCGGCCUCACCCUCCAAAGAACUAUUCUUUUGCUUCUCUUGACUUCAAUUCCCAUUUCUUUACUUUGGCUCAACAUGAAGACAAUUCUUCUCUUUUGUGGCCAAGAUGAUGAUAUUGCAACCCAAGCUCAAUCCUACAUUCUUUUUUCUCUCCCUGACCUCUUUUCUCAAUCUCUUCUUCACCCUCUUCGUAUCUAUCUCCGAACACAAUCCAUAACUCUUCCUCUAACAUAUUGCGCAACUUUCGCUAUUCUUCUUCACAUACCCAUCAAUUAUUUCCUCGUUUCGGUCCUCAAAUUAGGAAUUAAAGGUGUCGCGAUAAGCGGUGUUUGGACUAAUUUAAAUCUUGUAACAUCGUUGAUCGUCUACGUUGUAAUCUCCGGCGUAUACAAGAAAACUUGGAGUGGUCUGUCAUCGGAGUGCUUGAAAGAUUGGAAGACUCUCAUUAACUUAGCUGUUCCGAGCUGCAUUUCGGUGUGUCUCGAAUGGUGGUGGUAUGAAAUCAUGAUUUUACUAUGUGGAUUGUUAAUAAAUCCUCGUGCCACGGUAGCUUCCAUGGGGGUUUUGAUUCAAACCACAUCUUUAAUCUACAUUUUACCAUCUUCCUUGAGCUUUGGAGUGUCAACAAGGGUUGGGAAUGAAUUGGGAGCUAACCAGCCCAAGAAAGCGAAACUCGCAGCCAUUGUAGGCCUCUCCACAAGCUUCAUAUUGGGAUUUUCAGCACUGUUUUUUGCUAUUAUGGUGAGGAAUGUUUGGGCAACCAUGUUCACACACGACGCGGACAUUAUUAAGUUAACAUCAAUGGUUUUACCCAUAAUUGGACUUUGUGAGCUCGGAAACUGCCCUCAGACAACCGGGUGUGGAGUGUUGAGAGGGACUGCAAGGCCGAAAAUGGGUGCGAAUAUCAAUCUCGGGUGCUUUUACUUGGUGGGAAUGCCCGUGGCGGUGUGGCUGAGUUUCUAUGCCGGGUUCGACUUCAGAGGACUGUGGCUAGGCCUUUUGGCAGCCCAGGGCUCGUGUGUUGUGACCAUGUUGUUCUUUUUAAGUCGAACAGAUUGGGAAUGUCAAGCUCAGAGAGCCCAAGUGCUUACUGGAACAAACGCUCAUAACAAUGGAUCAGAUCAAGAAAAAACUGAUUCAUUAGAUAAGAUGAAGAUUGAUAAUUCAGAUUCACCAGUUUGAUUUUUAGUGCAUCUUGAUUGAAAUAUAUUUUUUGUAUGUAAAAUAGACUAGAUUGGAAUGUAGGGUCUGUUUUUUUUUUAGAUCAUUGUUUAGAUAUUCACAAAAUAUGCACUUUAAUUUUAAUUUAAUACUCCAAUGAUUAAAUUCUCAAGAGCACUGAAGCUCAAACAAAAUCGUUUUGUUGAGUUCUUAUUGGUUCUUGGUAUGAGUUGAAAAUCAGCAUUAAUUAAAUCA